AUGGGUGAUUCUCCAAAAGCACUUUCUUAUUAUGAAAAAGCCCUUGCGAUUCAACAACAAUCACUUCAUUCUAAUCAUUCCGAUUUGGGUAACUCCUAUAUUAGCAUCGGUUUAGUGUAUGACAGCAUGCGUGAUUAUCGUAAAGCACUUUCUUAUUAUGAAAAAGCGCUUGCGAUUCAACAACAAUCACUUCCUUCCAAUCAUCCCGAUUUGGAUACCGAUAUUUCGACAUCAUCACCUUCUCGAAUUGCAUAUCAAUAUGAAACAAUUGCUUCACCCGUACGAUCGUUUUAUGAAAAUAAUACACAACAACCUACUUAUAUAUCAUUUGAAUCGAUUCCACAUUCAAUUUCAAAAGAAAUCUCAUUAACACCACCAUUUCAAAAGAAAUUACCGAUUAUCCCAGUGGCUAUUUUAGGUUUUUUAGAAAUAUUUGGUGGAUUGAUUGUUCUUGUACUUGAAAUACUUGUUUUCGAUAUUGCUGUUGGAAUUUGGUGUGGAUUGGUUUAUGCACUUGCUGGAUUGGCUACUAUUGUACUUGUGAUUUGUACGGAUCGUGAACGUCAUCAAACAUCAGCUGUUUUGAUAUUUCAAAUUGUUGCAUUAAUGUUUACGAUUACGGAAAUCUUAUUACAUAUUGAUUUUUAUCAAAAACGUUGUGUAACAAAACCAGAUCAACCAUCACGUGAAGCAUCAUAUCAAUGUCAAAUUUUACUUAGUCAAAUAGGUGGUGCUGCAAUUGUUCUUAUUAGUAGUCUUAUAUUUUCGAUAAUAUAUUUUCGAGUAACAAUUAUCGUACUUAAACAACCACAUGGAACUUUUAAUAUAUCGAAUGCAAUGAAUUUAACUUGUACAUUAAAUAACUACCGAUGGAAUACAACUGGUAUUACUGUACUGGAUAUAUCGUUUUUAUACACUCCUAGUGAUAUAUAUUUUGAUUCGAAUGACACAUUGUAUAUAGUCGAUGAAUCAAAUCAAGUUAUAGUCAAAUUAUUGAAAAACGCUUCAACUGCAACCCGUAUAGCUGGACUUGUGUUGUCAGCUGGUUCAAAUGCUAGUCAAUUUUCAACUCCUCAAGGUGUUUAUGUUGAUUCGAAAGGAAGUUUGUACGUAACCGAUUAUUAUAAUAAUAGAGUACAAAAAUUUGUGAAUGGGUCAACACUUGGAAUAACUAUGUCAGGAAUCAAUAGCUCAGCUGGCGCGGCACUAAACCAAUUUAAUGGUCUUCGAUAUUUUGCAGUGGAUGCAACAGAAACAUAUAUGUAUUUUACAGAUCCAGGUAACAAUCGCAUUAUGUCAUAUCAAAUGAAUUCAACAACAGGUACUACCGGACAACUUGUUGCUGGAGGUGCCGGAGCUGGAAAUACGAAUACACAAUUGAAUAGUCCUUGGGGAAUUUACUAUCUACCAACAAUAAGUAAUUAUUUGUAUAUAACUAACUGGGGUGGUCAUUCAGUGAUGCGAUGGAUACCAGGUGCAUCAUCAGGUCAAUUUAUUGCCGGUACAUCAGGAUCAAAUGCGACAAGUUUGAGUAGUCCCACAGGUAUCAGACUUGAUAGUUUUCUGAAAAUGUUUAUUGUUGACAGUGUAAACAGCCGAGUACAAAUGUUUUGUUAUAAUAAUCAAACUGCUACAACAAUUGCCGGUAAUGGCACUGCCGGUAAUAGUGCUACACAGCUUAGCGGACCAAGAAGUCUCGCCUUCGAUUCAUCGAUGAACUUGUACGUUAGUGAUACAGCAAAUCGUCGUAUUCAGAAAUUUGUUAAACUCUGA
Adineta steineri is the source of this 1773-nucleotide messenger RNA. The record is from the annotation of a GenBank genome assembly. Lineage: Eukaryota; Metazoa; Rotifera; Eurotatoria; Adinetida; Adinetidae.